This is a messenger RNA of Diorhabda sublineata, 3315 nucleotides long. RefSeq names its product suppressor of cytokine signaling 5 (gene Socs36E). Gene Ontology annotation, biological process: intracellular signal transduction; phosphatidylinositol phosphate biosynthetic process. The transcript is spliced from 6 exons. Gene Ontology annotation, cellular component: phosphatidylinositol 3-kinase complex. Gene Ontology annotation, molecular function: 1-phosphatidylinositol-3-kinase regulator activity. NCBI's taxonomy places the organism in Eukaryota, Metazoa, Arthropoda, Insecta, Coleoptera, Chrysomelidae. The coding region runs from base 272 to 1693 and encodes 473 amino acids. The record is from RefSeq and is a predicted model, not a curated record.
UUUAUUGUGAAUAAUAAAAUAUUAGCUUGAGAAAGGUACUGUUUAUAGACGUUUUACAUUUCCUGUAUAGAUAUCUUCCUUAUCAUUAAAUUAACAUACAUGCCGGCAACUACGCUUCCAUACAAGUCCAUUCAUGUUGCGUACCGAUUUUUUAAAUUAGUCAUUUAUUAAAAGAUUGUAUCAAAGCUAUUUCUUCCAGUGCUUCAGUCUGUGCAUGAUACUCUUUUUAUUUCAAUGUCAAUAAAUUGAUUGAUAAGAUAUCCUGCAUGAGAUGAAAUGUAAAUUUUAUGGUUUCUUGCAUAAUAUAACUAAUGGUUUACUUCAAAUGAUGGAUAACAGUUCUUGCAUGUGUGAUGACCGAGAAACGGUAGAAGCCGGUCCAAGCACAUCACAAAUUUCAGUACCAAAAGACAAUACAAAAAAGAGUAGAAUCAAUUUUUUUAAUAUCUGUCGUGACCGACCACUUCCUUUCACGUCGAAACGCGAAAAAAAGCCGACAUCGUCUAAUAGAAGCUCGACAUCCAUGAAAAAAUCACCCAAAUGGGGUAUUAAAUUCAGAUUCAAAAGGACCACAACACAGGAUAACCAAAAUUGUUGUCAAUGUACGUGUUAUCGUAAUUAUUCUAAUGAAAACAAUAAUGUACCUGCGGGAUCUAAUGAAAGUACUAAUGAGAGAGAAAGUCAGAGCUCUCUAAAAAGUUCUGAAUCAUCGACCAGUAUUUCUGAUAAUAAUGUAACUAGAGAAGAAGAACAAGAAGCGAGUGGAACAGCGGCAGUUACUGAAGUGAAUGGUGUUAAAGGGAUAUAUGGGACAGCACCGGCCACUAGUUCCAUACCUAAUAUUAUAAUAAGUUCCCCUUUUAUGGACAUGCAAUGGAUGAGGGGUCAACCUGAAGAUUGCGAAGAAGCUGCUAGAAUAGCUAGAGCUAGAGAAAUAGAAGAAGGUGUCGUAGCUCCUGCGAAUUUCCGUUUAAUCAAAAGGGUUCAGUUGUUGUGUUCUGAUACUGAAACAGAAUCACAAGCUCCGAGGAGGUUACAACUGGUUUGUUCUCCUGAUUUCAAUGUCGAAUCCUUGAAAUCGUUGUUCCAAAAUCAUGUUACUUUCAGAUCGGGUCCGUUAGAUACGAUAACAGGAUGUCAUACUCAAGUUGAUUUUAUACAUUGUUUGGUACCCGAUUUAUUAACUAUCACCAAUUGCAGUUUUUAUUGGGGCAAAAUGGAUCGAUACAAAGCUGAAGAAUUACUCGAAGGCAAACCCGAAGGGACGUUUUUAUUGCGAGAUUCGGCUCAAGAAGAAUUCCUAUUCAGCGUAUCUUUCCGAAGGUACGGUAGAUCUUUGCACGCGAGAAUAGAACAAUGGAAUCACAGAUUCAGUUUCGAUUCACACGAUCCGGGUGUAUAUACGUCGAUCACUGUAUAUGGUUUAAUAGAACACUACAAAGAUCCUAGCAGUUGCAUGUUCUUCGAACCACUAUUAACUUGGCCGUUAAAUAGAAAAUUUCCUUUUUCCCUUCAGCAUUUAGCUAGGGCGGUAAUUGUAUCAUCGAAACUCAAUUACGACGAUAUAAAUCAAUUGAAGUUACCAAAAGAUAUCAAAAACUACUUGAAGGAAUAUCAUUAUAAGCAGAAGGUUCGCGUCGAAAGGUUCGACGAAGAUACGCCAUGGUUGGAUAUGAGAGAUAUUCCUACUUGAUUCGCAAUCAGGAUACUCAGAAUCCGAACGCUGUUAUCGAAAAAUUUUUAUUAGAAAAACCGCAUGGAUUUCUGUUUUUUUCGAAUAUUAAUAUGUACCUACAUAUCAAUUUUAAGGUAUCUCGGUUUUUGUGAUGAAAAAAAGUACGGCACAUAUUGAUAUUUAAAUUGCCAUUUUUUUGUGUUGGCAAUGUCUCUUGAGAUACCAGCAGCAGUGAGCAACUACUUUGAUAACUUUUUAUUAUUUCUUGUAUGUCUUUGUGGAACUGUUCACUUUACUUUUCGCUGUAACCUUAGAGAAAGAGUCAAAAUGGGAAUGUAGGAGGCGCAUUUUCACGCCCAUGUUACUGUAUCCAAGAUUUCUACAACGAUGUAACGUUGUUUCUACUAGUAUUUGUACUCUGGAUCUUUAUUGUUGCCAGGAAAAACUUUUUUUCUGAUUCAUAUUUGCAACUUCUGAAAGAUACUUGAAGCAGGCGCCUCCUUUGGUUAAGCGAUAACAAAUUGCUUUAUGUGCGAAUUAUACUGAAUUCGUUUCUCCCAUUUGCUACAUUACAACCCGGAAAACGUUGAUUUUCAUUCAAGAAAAUUUUAUUUCCAAAGAAGAGGUGGGAACUUAUCUCAAUAUUUGUAUGUGCCGUGUUUUUUUAUUUAUGUAGCUAGUUUCGCAGCAUAAUGAUUAUUAAUUUUUUCUCCCGCUGUUUGAAACGUUCGUCAGAAAUACAGGGUGUGUUUAUUAAACACUAUUUAUCUCGAUUACAAAAAAAAAAUAUUUCGAAUGCAAUUCUUCAUCAGGUGAUAACAAAUGUGGGCAAAUUUGAAAUUAUUUUUAUCAUUGAAAGGAUGGCUGGCACCUUAAGCCGGUACUAUACGAUACGUUCAACGUUUACGCCGAUAUUCGCCUUCCAAUGUAUAGUUGAUCAUUGGAAGGAUGGUUGGAACGUUACUCAAACUACUUAAAAAAAUGAAAACGUGGCGAAAAAGUUAUGCGCAUAUAUAAAACUGAAUGAUACUUGCAACUUUCGGUUUUUCAUAUAAAACACGUAGCAUUCACGCGCAAGAGAACAAGAAGUUUUUAAUUACGAACCAGUUUUAGUUUUUAUUUAAUUUUAAUCCGAGAAUUAAUACCCUUAAUAUUGAUACUUAACGCCACUGGCAUUUUUUUUAUGGCGGACUGAAUAGUUAUAACAGUUGGUUUCAAAUUUUGCAACAAGUUAAAAGUUUUUCAAUUUUAGAGAACGUUUUUUGUUCGCCUGAAAAAAUAAAUAAUGCCAAAUGAUACGAGGAUUGUUUACAAAGUUUCCAACUUAUAAAAAAAAAAAUUAAAAAUCUAGUAGUUGGAAUUUCAGUUUUAGUUAAGUUCUGUGGAUUUAAUGGAAACUAUUCACUUCGUAUUAUUUGUAAAAAAAAUAUUUAGUUUUUUUAUUAGACGAAUAAUGUAAAUAAUUGUAAAUAAAAAUUAAUUUUAUUGAAGCUUUAAAUAAUAUUAUUUAGAUUGUUAUAAUUUGUGUUUAUUUUUUUUUGUUUGUUUGUACACAAAUCUCGUAAUUUUGAAUUUACACAAAAUUGUUCAUUAUUUCAUUUAUUGUAUAAUAUGGUGAAAAAGUAAAAUGAUUUUGUUGU